Molecule: messenger RNA, 579 nt
Organism: Paramecium primaurelia
Lineage: Eukaryota; Ciliophora; Oligohymenophorea; Peniculida; Parameciidae
Source: the annotation of a GenBank genome assembly
AUGAUUAGUUUGAGUUAUAGUGGCUUUUUAAUAUUACUUUUAGGAAGAUUUUUAUAAAUAAUUUCAUUAUUAAACAUACCUUAGUAAUAAUCAUUUUUUAAAUACUUAGAUGUAGAAUAUCCAUAAAAUUUCUAAAUUUAUUUUGAAUCUUUAAAUUUCAUUAAUUUGUAAAGAUUAUUGAUUUAUUUAAAUUUUCCAGAUUUAUAUUCAAAUAUUUUUUCAAAAUAGUUUUAAGAGAGUGCAGGUAAGUUUAAAGAGUAUUAAAUAAAUGCUGAUUUUCUUAGCAAUAUUGAUAAUUUGAUAUUCUAAAUUUUUGUUGGAUUUACCUUUUGUUUACUGCUCUAUGUAUAUGAAAAAUAUAUUUCUAAAUACAUUUCCUUAAGAAAAGUUUUAUAGUUUAUUCAAAAACUGAAAUGGAAAGUUAUAAUAUCUCUUUUUAUUUAUCUAUAUCAAUUUAAAAGGAAGAACUUAGAAAUUAAAAGAAUCAUCAGUAAAGAGGUUUUUAUUAAAUUCAUUUAUGAAAAUAGUUAAGACUUAAUGUUUAAAGUUGGUAAUUUUUAUUUCCAAUACAAAGUCUGA